AUGCUGCUAUAUCAAGCUGAUGAGCAGGUUACCCUGUGGGUGAACAAAGUUGGCCCAUAUAACAAUCCACAAGAAACAUACAACUACUACAGUCUUCCAUUUUGCCGCCGAUCUAAUAAUGAUCUUCACAAAUGGGGUGGUCUCGGUGAAGUACUUGGUGGAAAUGAGCUGAUUGACAGCGAGAUCGAGAUAAAGUUCUUGAAGAAUGUUGACAGAAAUGUUAUCUGUCAGCUUGAACUCGAUGAAGCUAAGGUCAAGCAUUUUAAAGAUGCAAUCGAAUCUAGCUACUGGUUUGAAUUCUUUAUGGGCUUCGUGGGUGAGCUGCAUCCUGACAAAAAUGGUGAAAACGGCAAGCAUGUCCUCUACACACAUAAGAACAUUAUUGUCAAGUACAACAAAGACCAGAUCAUUCAUGUUAAUCUCACUCAAGACAACCCAAGGCCACUGGAAACUGGGAGGACAGUGGAUCUGACGUAUUCUGUGCAAUGGAUUCCAACAAAUGUAACCUUUGCUCGCCGUUUUGACGUAUAUCUGGAUUAUCCAUUCUUUGAGCAUCAGAUCCAUUGGUUCUCCAUCUUUAACUCGUUCAUGAUGGUUAUUUUUCUCACUGGUUUGGUCUCAAUGAUAUUGAUGAGGACUCUCAGAAAUGAUUAUGCGAAGUAUGCUCGUGAAGAUGAUGAUCUCGAGAGCUUGGAACGGGAUGUCAAUGAAGAAUCUGGUUGGAAACUUGUGCAUGGGGAUGUGUUCAGACCACCAUAUAGUCUAGUUCUCCUUUCAGCUGUUGUUGGCACGGGUGCGCAGUUGGCAUUGCUUGUUCUUCUUGUCAUAUUAAUGGCCAUCGUAGGGACUCUCUAUGUUGGGAGAGGAGCAAUCGUCACAACAUUCAUAGUUUGCUAUGCUUUGACUUCCUUUGUCUCUGGUUACGUUAGUGGGGGAAUGUACUCAAGAAGCGGGGGUAAACACUGGAUCAAGUGCAUGGUCCUCACGGCUUCUCUCUUCCCCUUUUUGUGCUUUGGAAUUGGCUUUCUUCUAAACACAAUUGCCAUAUUCUAUGGAUCCCUUGCGGCUAUUCCUUUCGGGACAAUGGUGGUUGUGUCUGUAAUUUGGGGUUUUAUCUCCUUCCCAUUAGCCCUCCUCGGGACAGUGGUUGGAAGAAACUGGAGCGGUGCUCCAAACAACCCAUGCCGUGUGAAGACCAUUCCGCGUCCAAUCCCUGAGAAGAAGUGGUACUUAACUCCAUCUGUCGUCUCCCUGAUGGGAGGUUUGCUACCAUUUGGAAGCAUCUUCAUCGAGAUGUACUUUGUGUUCACAUCCUUCUGGAAUUACAAGGUUUACUAUGUGUAUGGGUUCAUGCUGCUGGUAUUUGUGAUUCUGGUCAUUGUGACCGUCUGCGUGACAAUUGUGGGAACUUAUUUCCUGCUGAAUGCAGAGAACUAUCACUGGCAAUGGACUUCGUUUUUCUCUGCUGCUUCAACGGCCGUCUACGUCUACUUAUACUCAAUCUAUUACUACUACGUAAAGACGAAGAUGUCUGGAUUCUUCCAGACAAGCUUCUACUUUGGAUACACCAUGAUGUUCUGUCUUGGACUUGGAAUCCUUUGCGGAGCUGUUGGAUUCUUGGGAUCAAACCUGUUUGUAAGGAGGAUCUACAGAAACAUCAAGUGCGACUAG
This is a messenger RNA of Thlaspi arvense, 1671 nucleotides long. Lineage: Eukaryota; Viridiplantae; Streptophyta; Magnoliopsida; Brassicales; Brassicaceae. The record is from the annotation of a GenBank genome assembly.